Messenger RNA from Cheilinus undulatus (humphead wrasse), 528 nucleotides. Its product is annotated as gamma-crystallin M2-like. The record is from RefSeq and is a predicted model, not a curated record. Gene Ontology annotation, biological process: visual perception; lens development in camera-type eye. The coding region runs from base 1 to 528 and encodes 175 amino acids. The transcript is spliced from 3 exons. Lineage: Eukaryota; Metazoa; Chordata; Actinopteri; Labriformes; Labridae. Gene Ontology annotation, molecular function: structural constituent of eye lens.
AUGGGGAAGAUUGUGUUCUUCGAGGACAAGAACUACCAAGGGUGGAGCUAUGAGUGCAGCACUGACUGCCCUGACUUGCGCUCGUACUUCAGCCGUUGCAACUCCAUCAAGGUAGAGAGUGGCAGCUGGGUUUUGUAUGAGCGUCCCAACUACACAGGCAACCAGUACGUCCUAAUCCCUGGGGAAUAUUCUGAUCCACAGAGGUGGAUGGGAUACAGUGAUAGCAUCAAGUCGUGCCGCUUCAUCAAAAAUGUUUACGGAAAGUCCUGGAAGAUCAGAUUCUACGACAAGCAGGAUUUUGGAGGUAAAUCUGCAGAGUGGGUUGAAGAUUGCCCAUCAGUCUACGAGGCCCUGAAGUGUCAGGAGUUUUACUCCUGUGUGGUUACGGAUGGUGCGUGGGUCCUCUACGAGCAGCCCAACUAUUACGGACACCAGUACUUCCUGGAACGUGGCGAGUACCACUGUUAUACAGACUGGGGCGCCACCUCACCAGCUGUGGGAUCCUUCCGCAUGAUCAGAGAGUUCUAG